UUGUUUAUCAUAAGAUUAUAAACACACAAUAUUAUUUAUAAAUAAUUGGAGUGUUUUUUAUUUAUUUGGGUGAUUCUCUGAAAAUGAGACCAAUUUUUUUGCAAUUAGUCCACAGUAUGUGUGAAUGGUGUGCUUUUAAAUUUGAGUGUGACAAAUUGCGGGCGGCAGUCCAAAAGUGCAUCAGAGUUAAAGGGGUUUUAAUAAGACACUAUUAUUAAAAGACACUUAAACAGUCAGUAUUUGUGCUAUUCUGUUUGCUUCUGCAGUAAUUACAUACGAUUAUCAGUACUAACUCAUUCACACACACCGCACACAUUCACUUGUGUUUGUACUGAUCUGUGUGUGUGUGUGUGUGUGUGUGUGUGUGUGUGUGUUUAGGUAACAGUCAGGGUGAAGAAGGUUGUGACAAUCUGAGAGAGGUCAUGGAGAGCAUGAACAUGGGCGAGAAACUGGGAUCUCUGAGUGAUGACGAGGGAGAGCCAGAGGAAGAUGAUGAUGAAGAUGAUGAAGAUGAUGAUGAUGUGGAUGACGAUGAUGAAGAUGUGGAGGAGGAAGAAGAGGAGGGAGAGGAAGAGGAGGGAGAGGAGAGCGAAUCAAAUCAGUUUUCAACGCCGCCCUCAGCUCCUCGUCCUCCAGACGUCUCGUCUUUCCUGAGUUUUCCGUCUCCAGACAAACUGCUGCGACUUGAUGCGAAGAGAAGCUUCCUCAUCCAACAGCAGGGUGAAGCAGCAGCGUCUCGAGGAGCAGCAGUGUGAUGUUGAGUUUGAACUCAGACGUCUUCUCAAUAAACCAGAGCGUGAGUGGAGCUCAGACGACAGACGACGAGAACAACAGCUCAUGUCAAACCUGCUGUCAAUCAUCCAACAGAGAAAUGACAUCAUCAGCAGCCUUGAGCAGGGCAGACAGAGGGAAGAAGAGGAGGACACAAUACUGACAGCUGUGAUCCAGACGAGAGAUUUCCACACACAGACUGAAAAACAGCCGGAGAAAUGCAACAGGAAGUUUAAACCUCUUCGUAUUUUCAAGUCAAUCGGUCGUAAGAAAAACAGCUGAAAGAGAAGAAGACUUCUAAGAGUCAAACUGUUAAUAAUGUUUAUUUAUAAGGAUAAACUGAACUAUUUCUUUCAGAUUUAAUACAUAU
This is a messenger RNA of Myxocyprinus asiaticus (Chinese sucker), 1141 nucleotides long. RefSeq names its product ran GTPase-activating protein 1-like. Bases 423 to 755 code for a protein of 110 amino acids. The transcript has 7 exons. Gene Ontology annotation, molecular function: GTPase activator activity. Gene Ontology annotation, biological process: signal transduction. The record is from RefSeq and is a predicted model, not a curated record. Lineage: Eukaryota; Metazoa; Chordata; Actinopteri; Cypriniformes; Catostomidae.